GAGAUCCUGAAUACGGCCGUGCUGACAGGGAAGACUGUGGCUGUCCCAGUUAAGGUGGUGACCAUCGGAGCGGACGGCAUGGUCACUGACGUCUCAGAGGCAGUGGACUGUCAUUCCACAGAUGAAGAUGUGGUCAAGGUGUCAGACAGGUGUGACUACGUGUUUGUGAAUGGGAAGGAGAUGAAGGGCAAGGUGAGGAUGAUGGUGAACUUCACCUACAGCUACCUGAGUGCCCAGCUGGAGAUGAACGUGUGGAUCCCACGGCUGCCCCUCCAGAUCGAGGUGUCUGACACAGAGCUCAGCCAGAUCAAGGGAUGGAGGGUGCCCAUCAUGACCAGCAGCCAAAGGUCUGCACUGGACAGUGAUGAUGAGGAUGAUGAAGACCGGAGAGGAAGGAGCUGCACGUUACAGUACCAGAAUGCCAUGGUUCGAGUGUUGACACACUUUGUGGCCGAAGCUGCCGACCCCCGUGGUCAGCUGACCUUCAUGCUGGGCAGUGAUUGGCAGGUGGACAUCACUGGGCUGGUGUGGGACUUCCUGAAGGUGGAGGACCCCCAGAUAGCUCAGCUACAGGACGGACGCAUACUAGUGGGACUGGACAUGGGGAUGACCACCAUCCAGGUCCUGUCCCCCCUGUCUGACUCCAUCCUGGCAGAGAAGACGGUGACGGUAGUGAAUAACAAAGUGACCAUCACAGAGCUGGGGGUGCAGCUGGUCACCGGCCUGGCUCUGAACCUGCAGCUCAGCCCAGGAAGCAACAGGGCAAUCCUCGCCACGGCAUCCACACAGGAAGUGCUGCAGAGCCCAAAACAGGAGGCCCUGAUCAGUGCGUGGCUGCACUUCAGUGAUGGCUCCAUGGCUCCUCUGGACCUGUACAACUCAGACUACUUUGUCCUGACGGCCACGUCUCUGGAUGAGGAGGUGGUGACGGUGCAGCAGGACCCCUCCUGGAAGUGGCCUGUGAUCGUGACCGAGGCUGAGGGCCAGGGCCUGCUGGUCAGGGUGGAGAUGACUGUCUGUGAGCUCUGCCAGAAGUUCAAGCGGCGCAGCGUUUUGGCUGCAGGGAACUGCAACGUCAAGGUGAAGUUUGGCCAGAGCGACAGUGGCACCUCGAGAAACAGUGACUACGGGCCAGAGGGCGAGGAGCUGGAGAACAGGUCCAGCGACCGCAGGCAGCAGUCUCCCUCCCAGGACAGGACUGGAUUAGAAGCCCACUACUACGGCAGCUCCAUCUCUGACAUGGAGGACGGUGUCAUGAGGAAGGUCACCACCACCACUAAGAGUACCAUCAUCAGGAGGCCCAAUGGAGACAAGCUGUCAGACGAUGGGAACCAGGUCCAGAACAUGCCAGACUUCCCUGCCCAGGUGGACCUCCCUCGCAGCCACAACAUGGAGGAUGAUCUGAUCCAGACAGCCCGGGGCCUCACUGACCUGGAGAUCGGCAUGUACGCCCUGCUGGGGGUCUUCUGCCUGGCCAUCCUGGUCUUCCUCAUCAACUGCAUCUCCUACACCCUCAAGUACCGCCACAAGGAGCUGUCCAUCGAGGGCCAGGAGAGCAUGAACCACGCCCACGACUGGGUGUGGCUGGGGAACGAGGCAGAGCUGCUGGAGAGCCACAUGAGCCUGUCCCCACAGCAGGACGAGCUCACCUCCAUGGUGGACUGCAGUGCCGGGCUGGAAGAGGGCAGCCACCUGCUCAACGGGGCCUCUUCCCAGAAGAACGUGCAGGGCCAGGUACACCGGGCAGCAGACAGGGCGAGCUGCACAGCCAAGGACAGCAAAGGAGACUCGCCUACCACAAAGAGGAAGUGUGUGAAGUUCACCACGUUCACCACCAUCCCACCAGACAAUGGCUGCCCCACUGUCAGCACACUGAGCAUGAGCCACAGCCAGGACAUUAAGUGGGUGUGCCAAGAUGUAGAGCUGGGGGACUCCAAGGAGCUUCGGAACUACAUGGAGAGGUUAAAUGACAGUGCUUUAAAAGAGGUGGCGUAA
This is a messenger RNA of Salvelinus namaycush (lake trout), 1995 nucleotides long. RefSeq names its product transmembrane protein 132D-like. The coding region runs from base 79 to 1995 and encodes 638 amino acids. Lineage: Eukaryota; Metazoa; Chordata; Actinopteri; Salmoniformes; Salmonidae. The record is from RefSeq and is a predicted model, not a curated record. The transcript is spliced from 5 exons.